AUGAUGUCCAAAAAGCAAUUGGCCUGCAUGUUGGCGCUGCAUAUAGUGUAUUUGCUGGUCGGUGCCAGUAUAUUUUACCACAUAGAGAGUCCCUUGGAACUAGCACAGAGAGCGGAGGAGAAGUUAGAACGAUUAGAGAUUCAAAAUCUUCUCUACGAAAACUAUAUACCAAAUGAUCCCAGCAAACAGGAUAGUAUACUCCGUAAGUUGUCGGACUACUGCGGCAAGUCGAUGUUCAACUACACCACUGAAGAUGCAGAACCACCUUUCAAAUGGGAUUUCUAUCAUUCCUUCUUCUUCUCUUACACCGUUGUCAGUACUAUAGGUUACGGAAAUUUAGCACCAACAACUCACCUUUCAAGAAUUCUUAUGAUAUUUUACGGUUUGUUUGGAAUCCCGAUCAAUGGUAUCUUGCUUGCAAAUUUGGGUGAAUAUUUUGGACUUCAGUUAAUUUCGGUCUAUCGUAAAUAUAAGCGAAGAAAUGAAAAACGUGCUGAUAAAUUUGACUACAUUUUCCAUAAUUUGGGCAUGCUGGGGCAAAUCUUUCUCUAUUUAGUUCCUGGUUUCUUAUUCUUCAUAUUCCUGCCCGCCUGUAUUUUUGUCGUGUUUGAAGGCUGGGAUUACGUCGCUGGCAUAUAUUAUGCCUUUGUUACUCUAACCACAAUAGGUUUUGGGGAUUUAGUUGCAGGAACUGUCAAUAAUGGAUUCAAAUCAGGAUACUUCUUCGCAUAUCAAAUAUUUUUGAUUAUUUGGAUAACCUUUGGGUUAGGGUACAUAGUUAUGCUUCUGGGUUUUAUCACAAGUGGCAUGAGAUCCGAACGAAUUCAUCGAUUAGAACAGAAAUUCGCAUAUCAAGUGAAAUCCACUCAAAGCAAAAUUUUGCAAGGUUUUACUAGAGACAUAGCGGUAAUUAGGAAAAUAAUAAAUGAAGCCAAUCUACUUAAAUUUAAGCCCGUAUACGUAGAGGCCGCACCUCAUAUGUACAGAAGCAAGAGUUGCCCCAUUUUAACGUUCGACAUAGAACCUAGGGAUCCCAUCGUUAAACGAAAGCGAGCAAAUUCCGAAAAUAUACAGCUAACCGCAAAAGAUAUGCUUCGAAUUCAAUCAGACACUGAUUUGCUUGGUAUCGACAAAGAGAAAACUUUUACUGCUUCUGCUAUUGUCAAACCUGUAGAGUUACUGGCCAGGGUGGUUAAUGUUCUCGGAGGAUUUGAACAACAGCAUCAAGAUAAAGGAAUCAAUAUAUUUGAUGACGAACAUAUUCUAGCUAGUGAGCGACCUCCAUUCUUUACCAUUGGACAAGAUUAUAUACCAUCCAAGUCUAUGAGAGCACGCGCAUUGAGUGUUGCUGUACCAAAUUAUCGUAAGGAGUCAGUAUCAAAGAUGGAUCAUGACUUUACUUGGACAAAUGGUGAUACUGCAGAAAAAUAUAGAAAAGAAGCCAACAUCCGUAGUGGAAAGUUAUCAUUACCAACAAAUGUUCAACCCACUGAUGGAAGAUCGAAUUCGAGAAGCUUAUUUGCUAGACUUUUUAGAAAACCAAGCUCCAGUGAAAGUCCUGCUGAAUAUAUCAAAGAUACUAUAAAGGGAAGAUUAAGUAAUGUUAAAGCUGAACCCGAAAUUGCUAGAGAAAAAGAAAGGCGAGGAAGUGUAUUUCCUAAAGACGAUUAUAAGAGUGACUCCGAUGGAUAUAAAGAAAAUCUUCGUGGUCAUAGCAUUUUCCCAAUUUACGACUUCUCUGAAGAUGAAAAUAGGGCUGCAGCUGCAGCUUAUCAACAAAAACCAAAACGGCAUAGCAUUUUCCCUACUUUUGAUUUCAGUGAAGAUGAAAAUGCUUCUGCUGCUAAAGCAUACAAAGAAAGAACUAGGUCGGGUAGGCAUAGUAUAUUUCCUACUUUUGACUUCAGCGAUCCAGAAGAUGAUGCUAAUCGAUAUAAGGAGAAAACCAGGAGAGGACGUCAUAGCAUUUUCCCUACAUUUGAUUUCAAUGAUCAUACUAGCAACGAUGACGAUACAGUAGACGAAGAUGAAGCUAGUAAUUAUAAAAACCGAACUCGAAAAGGUCGUCUCAGUUUAUUCCCUACUUUUGGUAAAUCUCGUCAAAGUGAUGAUGAUACUAUGCCUGAAAGUUCAGAUGAACUUGUUAAUUAUAAAGAAAAAACUCGUCAUGGUCGAAGCAGUUUGUUUCCUUCAUUCGGCAAAAGCAGGAAAAUUAGUACACCAGAACAAAGCACGAGUGCCCUCGAGGCUAGUAUCAAACAAUAUCAGAAUCAAACUAAAAAGGGACGCAGCAGCUGUUUUGCUGGAGAUAUUCAAAACUACAGACGAUCUACUGAAGGAAGUAAUAGUGGCCUGUUUUCAAGCGAACUAGAUAAUUAUCGAAAUAGAACCAAACGUGGUCGACCCAGUUUAUUCGAUCCAGAUGUAAAUUUAACAAACCUUCCAGAGUCACAACAAGUAGAGGUCCUCGAAAAUACAAGUGUCGCAGACUUACUGCGUGCAUUAGCAGUCUUAGACACUGUGAAUAAGGCCGGUACAUCUAACGCAGGCCCAGACGAAUUGCACAAUAAUACAAGACGUAUGUCUACAAAUCCCGAUUUUAAUUCGUCUUCCAUACCGACGAAGGAACCUGAAGAAACAUCUGGUCCAAGAAGAAGAAGAAUAUCUGUUCGUACCGCUGCUCCACAAUUUACCCCUACGUUAGCUACUGUUGUAGCAGGAGCAGAGUUACAAAUAACAGCAGCAGCACAGAGGGAGAAUCGUAUGACUAUGUUGACACAGCCUCCACCGCCUUAUACCGAAAGUGCUGAAGUUCAAAUGCCACGAACAAGAAGAUUUUCACCAGCACCCGUAGAUAAUAGCAGGUCUGGUUUAGCGCCAGUGCCGAGACUAUUCUCUCGUAUACGCAAAGAAAGUAAUGCUCCCAGCGAAGAUAACUCUCGGCGUAAUAGUCUUACUGACAUAGUCAUAGAUAGUCCAAAGGAAAAACCUUGA
Molecule: messenger RNA, 2994 nt
Organism: Danaus chrysippus (African queen)
Lineage: Eukaryota; Metazoa; Arthropoda; Insecta; Lepidoptera; Nymphalidae
Source: the annotation of a GenBank genome assembly